Blepharisma stoltei is the source of this 1239-nucleotide messenger RNA. The record is from the annotation of a GenBank genome assembly. Lineage: Eukaryota; Ciliophora; Heterotrichea; Heterotrichida; Blepharismidae.
AUGUCCUAUCAAAAAGUAUUUUGACUCUCACUAUUAAUUUCCUCCAUUAUCCGAUGAAUCUCCAAUUACCAAGAGCACAAAGAAGACUGGAAAAAUUGCCGCUUUGACCUAGGUCUUUGGGAAUGCAUCGAAUUUUCUUCCCUAACCCUUGUCCUUUUUCUAAAUAUUUCAGGCUUUCUUUUUAACCCCCGGCGCUUUCCUCGGCGCUGCCUCUACCCUUUUCUCACAAUAAUUUCUCUUAUCCAAUUCUGAAACUUCAUAUGAACUGUUAUAGGCACUUACUGGAUAGUCUAUACCAUUCAUGAGGAUGAAGCAUGCGUAAUAGUCAAUUAGAUCCCAGAAAUACAGAAACCUUACCAACUAAUAUUAGUCUUAUCAGGAGCUUAUAUGUAUUGGUCACUGAUAUCUUGCUCAGUUGGGCUUUUUGGGGUACUAAUGCUGAUUUCGGCGAAUAGAGAUAUGUUUGAGCCUGGAUUGGAAGGGAUGGAUAUUCAAAAUGUGGGGAGAAGGCCUUUGGGCGCUGAUUAGAUUAGAUUAAAUUAUAGCUGGUCUCUGGGAAUUAUUUCAGUCCCUCUCCAUUCACGGACAACUUUGCGUUGGCGCUAAUUACUAUCCUCACACACCACCUUUUUGCUAUUGACGUCGUCAAAAAAUGGUGACGCAGAAGGUCUAACAGGGGAUACAAUCCUACCGAUCGGCAUCGCCUUUCUUGGUCCCAAAAUUAGCUGAAAAGCCCCCUUGACCUCUUACAGGGCUCUAGAGUCUGGGUGAAUCCCCUUUGCCUACUGCAUGGCCUGUCAGAGCAAUAUCUCAGGUUCGAAAUUGCUCCCAUUGAUUUACGUGGGACUUUGCGUCAGUAGGGUCAUCUGCAGGUAAGGAAAAAAGACCUAGGAUCAGCCCCUAGGCCAAAAACCGACCCCGAAGAACUAUUCCCAUGUGACUCGCCUUUCCUGGGCCCGGAUUACUCACAGGUCACCAGGAUUCCACGUCAGAUCACGCCACUUUAAUAAUUAUCUUUGGGGCGCUGAAGAAAUCAAGAAAAUUAAGACGGAAAAAACAGAAGAAAAUAUGAUAUGCUCGAUUUGUCUAGAAAAUGUGGAGCCUGGGACUGAUAUUAAGGUUUUGCCUGGGUGCUUUCACAGAUUUCACAUUGAAUGUAUUGACCUCUGGCUGGCAAGAAGUGCAAUUUGUCCUUACUGUAGAAGGCCAGUGACUAUAGAAGACAUCAUGCGUGAAUAA